AUGCUUUCAUUGCUUCUACUUUCUUUAUUAACUACAUCAACCAUAACAGUCAAUGCUGAUGGACUAGGCUGUUUUCUGUCACUUCCAUCAUCUGCUAAAUCAGUAGGUAGUUAUACUUAUCAAACUCAAUCAUAUUGUGCGGGUCAGUGUCAAGGUUAUGCCUAUGUUGCUGUUAAAAAUGGUAUUGAUUGUUACUGUUUAAAUUCACUUCCAAGUUCUAAUUCAGUUAGUUCAAGUCAAUGUAGUGUACCAUGUGCUGGUUAUGGUUCUGCUACUUGUGGUGGAGUAAAUUCUUUUGAAGUAUUUGCGGGUAAUGGUAAUUCCAAUCCAGGAGUUGCUGAAACUGGUCCAUCUUCAGGAGCUGCCUCUACUGCUUCCACCCAAACGACUACCAGUUCAACUGGAAAUGGUCCAUCUACAACUUCUAAUCCAGCUACAAGUAGUUCUGCUGAUUCUGAUAAUGAAACUGUUCAAGUUGUUACUAGUACUGCUACAAAUGAUAGUGGUGUUAUUGUUUAUAAAACCAUUACUCAAUCUACCUCUACUUCAAGUCCAACUUCUUCAGAGUCUUCAACUUCAAGUUCUGCAUCACCUUCAACAUCUGGUUCAUCUUCUAAUGAUGAUAAAAAGAAAUCAUCUAGUAAAGUUGGACCUAUUGUAGGAGGAGUUAUAGGAGGUUUAGUUGCCUUAAGUGCACUUAUUGGAGGUAUUUUCUGGUUUAUUAAAAGAAGAUAUAGUGAAGAUGAUGAUGAUGAUUAUGAUGAAGAGAAAUUUUAUGAUAGUAAUCCAUCAGGUUUAGGUAGAAGAGGUGGUACUGGGAAAGGUACUCGUAGAAAUAAUAAAGAUAGUGCACUUGAUAUGCCAAUAAUGAAUCCAUUUGUUCAUCCAAAUGAUCAAUUAGCUUCAUCUGAUCAUAGUCAAUCUACAGAUGGUAUGCCUACUAAUGUAAUUGCAACUAAUAAUCAAGCUUUAGUAGAUCCAAGAUUAAAUCCUUCAAUAAUGGGUAGAAAAAGAUUGAGUGAAGGAUCUUUGGCUGAUGAAACUGACUAUUCUAGAAAAAUAUUACAUGUUAUUAAUCCUGAUUCGACCCUUAAUUAA
Molecule: messenger RNA, 1098 nt
Organism: Scheffersomyces amazonensis
Lineage: Eukaryota; Fungi; Ascomycota; Pichiomycetes; Serinales; Debaryomycetaceae
Gene: WSC1
Product: Wsc1p
Exons: 1
Coding region: 1-1098 (365 amino acids)
Source: RefSeq, a predicted model, not a curated record